Molecule: messenger RNA, 975 nt
Organism: Arabidopsis arenosa
Lineage: Eukaryota; Viridiplantae; Streptophyta; Magnoliopsida; Brassicales; Brassicaceae
Source: the annotation of a GenBank genome assembly
UUAUGCCACUCGUUGUUUCCUCUCUACGAUUCCGAUCAAAUUAGGGUUUUUUUUUGCCGUUCGACUUCAGAUAUAUCCUGUCGAUAAUGUUUGUAGUAAGAAAACAUUCUCUGCAACCCAAAUCCAAAAGACGGAAGAGGUCGUCGUUGUCUUGCUUCGAUGAUUUCGUCAAGAGAUUACAAAACCACGCUACGAGGUUUAAAAAGCGUCUUACUACGCUGCGAGACAAAACAAGAAACAAACUCGCAUGUCUCAACGAUGAGAAGAAGAAGAAGAAGAAACUUCACCUAGUCCUUGACUUGGAUCACACGCUAAUCCACACGGUUCUUGUUUCGGAUCUUUCUGAACGCGAGAAGUAUCUACUCGAAGAAGCUGAUUCAAGGCAAGAUCUAUGGAGAUGCAACAUUGACAGUCCCUACGAAUUUAUCAUAAAGCUACGACCUUUUCUUCAUGAAUUUCUCUUAGAAGCUAACAAGCUAUUCACAAUGCACGUUUACACAAUGGGUAAUUCCUGUUACGCUCAGGAUGUGUUGAAGUUGAUCGAUCCGGAUAAAGUAUACUUUGGAAAUCGAGUAAUAACCAGAGAAGCAAGUCCUUGUAAUAAGACACUUGAUCUUCUUGUGGCUGAUACACGUAGAGUGGUAAUUGUGGAUGAUACGAUUUCUGUUUGGCCUCAUCACAAGAGAAACUUGUUGCAGAUCACCAAAUACAUUUAUUUUAAAGUCGAUGGUACCAAGUGGAAUUCGUACGCAGAAGCGAAGAAAGACGAGAGUCGAAGCAAAGGAUCAUUGGCGAAUGUUCUGAAGUUCCUUGAAGAUGUUCACAAAAGAUUUGAAGAGAAGUUGGAUUCUAAAGAUUUGAGGCUAUUGAUACCUUAUCCUUGUAGACAAUGCUGCUUCUGACUGUCAGUAAGCAGAUUUGAUCGAGAGUGUUGCACUCUUAAAGCUAUUUAGAGAAUAGAAUGUUUCUAGUUUU